Drosophila miranda is the source of this 4942-nucleotide messenger RNA. RefSeq names its product cAMP-specific 3',5'-cyclic phosphodiesterase (gene dnc). The record is from RefSeq and is a predicted model, not a curated record. Lineage: Eukaryota; Metazoa; Arthropoda; Insecta; Diptera; Drosophilidae. Gene Ontology annotation, biological process: signal transduction. Gene Ontology annotation, cellular component: cytosol; nucleus; perinuclear region of cytoplasm. Gene Ontology annotation, molecular function: 3',5'-cyclic-AMP phosphodiesterase activity. The transcript is spliced from 13 exons. Bases 55 to 3870 code for a protein of 1271 amino acids.
ACAGCCGAGUGAAGGACCAUGUGCCUCUGACCAGGACCAAGGAUCGAUUGGGGAAUGAUGCGUCUGGCGAGGCUCGCGCAGAGUUUUCCGUUUAGCAAGAAUGCGGGGCCAAAGGGCUCGGACCAGCCGCCGGCCAAGCAUCGCGUCAGCAGCAGCAGCAACGGAAACGGAAACGGCAACGGCAACGAGAACGGGAACGGCCACAGUGGAACAGCUGCAGUAGGUGGCAUCUGCAACGUUAACGGCCUGGCAGCCAGUGGGGGCGGUGGAGGCGGUGGUGCCGCUGGAGAAGGAGCUGGAGCUGGAGGCGCAGCCGUUGGCGGCAGUAGUAGUGGGAACGGCUGUGGGAGUGGCAAGGGGCAAGGAAAGCGAAAAUCAAAGCCAAGGACCAAGUGCUUCGGUGGCACAGUGUUUCGCUGUUGCCUACCUUGUCGCGGGGGCGGCUCCGCAGCCCCCGCCACAAGUCCGCCCCAAACACCCGCACAGACACCGGACGAACCCAAAACCAACAAAAACAUUUCGGACACCACUGAUCCGCAACAGAAGUCGGGAGUGGGAGUGGACCAGGAGGAGGCCAAAAGGAAAGCCACCAAAGGUGAUCAUUCGACUACCGAGCCACACAGGGCAGGAGCAGGAGGAGUAGAAGGAGCCGCAGAGCGGCAGCAGAAAACCAGCGAGUCCGACCUCGAACCGUAUACCACCGGCGAGAAGAAGCACUCGCUGGCCGACACGAUCGGUGGCACAUCGGUGACAACGCCCAUAUCGCUGAAGACUCUGAUCAACGACGUGGACGAGGACUUGGAGCAGCAGCUGAGCGCCGCCGACAUAGCCGCCGCUUCCCUGGCCAGCGGUCUUGUGGCCCGUCGCGCCGAACCAGAGACCCUGAGUGACGCUAGUGUCUCACCCACCGCAGUAGUCCAGCAGCUGGGCUCCGUCACCAGCACAGCCCCCAGCCUGAUCCAGCCAGUGACGGUCUCCACGGCGACGACAGCAGUCGCUGCCCCAAGCAAUCUGCUCACUUCAGUGACCACCCCAUCCAGUCUGUACAGCAACACGAAUCCGAAUCCGAAUCCAAGUCAGAACCAGAACCCGAACCCGAACCCGAACCCCAAUCAGAGCCAGGGCCAGAGCCAGAGCCAGAGCCAGACACAGCGCUGCAGCUGCCAGCCACAGACCUCACCACUGCCGCACAUCAAGGAGGAGGAGGAGUCCGAGCAGGCCAACUCCAAGCAGCUGUCCCUGAGCAGCCAGUGCUCAGAGACACUACCGCCGAUACCAACCAUCGCCGGGGCGGGAUAUUGCGGCAGCUGUGAGAGUGUGCACCACUCGUCGGCCACCUCGUCGUCCACGGGACCGGCGACAGCAGCUGGAGGAUCUGGAUCGGUCAGUGCUGGCCAGGCCACCGAAUACGGCACAGCCUCAACUCCGUCGCCGCGCAUCAAGCUUAAGUUCCGCAAGCCGCACAAGUCCUGCUGGUCGCGCAUCGUCCUAGCACCCAUCGGCUCCACCGGCGGCGGCUCCUCAUCGGCCACCACCGUCAUUGGCAGCAACUCGAACGAGACCCUUGCCUCCAGCGGCGGCAGCACUGGCAACGCCACCAACACCCAAAACAGCAGCAGCGUCAGCGUUGCGGCCCAUCAUCGCCUGACCUCGACGUCGGCCUCCGCUCUAGCCUCCUCGCAUCCGAGCAACUCGCAGCUGCUGCCCACCAGCAAGAUGCAGGCCGAGCAGGGCUCCAUCGGGGAUCUCCAGAAGUACCACAGCCGCUAUCUCAAGAACCGACGACACACCCUGGCCAAUGUUCGUUUCGAUGUAGAAAAUGGCCAGGGCGCUCGAUCACCGCUUGAGGGCGGUUCACCCAGCGCUGGUUUGGUUCUACAGAAUUUACCACAACGUCGCGAAUCAUUUCUAUACCGCUCCGACUCCGACUUUGAGAUGUCACCCAAGUCCAUGUCCAGAAAUUCAAGCAUCGCUAGCGAAAGGUUUAAAGAACAGGAGGCCUCUAUACUCAUUGACCGAUCCCAUGGCGAGGAUCUCAUUGUGACGCCGUUCGCCCAAAUUUUAGCCAGCUUACGUUCAGUGCGCAACAAUUUAUUAAGUCUGACAAAUGUUCCAGCAUCAAACAAAUCCAGGCGGCCAGCUCAAUCGUCAUCCGGACGCGGCGGAAACGCCAGUGGCGUUCAAUUGGCGCAGGGGGACGAGGCCUACACACGCCUAGCCACCGAUACCAUUGAGGAGUUAGACUGGUGUUUGGAUCAGUUGGAGACCAUACAGACGCAUCGCAGUGUCUCCGACAUGGCAUCACUCAAGUUCAAACGCAUGCUUAACAAGGAGCUGUCACACUUCAGCGAGUCAAGCAAAUCGGGAAAUCAGAUUUCCGAAUAUAUAUGCUCCACAUUUUUGGACAAACAGCAAGAGUUCGAUUUACCCUCGCUGCGCGUGGACGAUAAUCCGGAGGUGGCCAGCGCCGCGGCCGCCAUCAACCAGCAGGCAUAUGGGGUUGCACGGGCCCGGUCGCCGCGCGGCCCACCCAUGUCCCAGAUCAGCGGAGUGAAGCGGCCACUGUCCCACACGAACAGCUUCACCGGCGAGAAGCUGCCCACCUUUGGCGUGGAGACGCCCAAGGAGAACGAGCUGGGCACCCUGCUCGGGGAGCUGGACACCUGGGGCAUUGAGAUAUUCAAGAUUGGCGAUUGGAGCUGCAACCGCCCGCUCACCUGUGUGGCAUACACCAUAUUUCAGAGUAGAGAAUUACUGACCAGUCUUAUGAUACCACCGAAAACUUUUCUUAACUUUAUGACUACUCUGGAGGACCACUACGUCAAAGACAAUCCGUUUCACAAUUCGCUUCAUGCCGCUGACGUGACACAGAGCACCAAUGUGCUGCUCAAUACACCGGCUCUCGAAGGCGUGUUCACACCACUCGAGGUGGGCGGGGCACUGUUUGCCGCUUGCAUACACGAUGUUGAUCAUCCAGGAUUAACCAACCAGUUUUUGGUUAACUCAAGUUCCGAGCUAGCAUUAAUGUACAAUGACGAAUCUGUUUUGGAAAAUCAUCAUUUAGCGGUUGCCUUUAAAUUAUUGCAAAAUCAAGGAUGUGAUAUAUUCUGUAAUAUGCAAAAGAAACAACGCCAAACAUUGAGGAAAAUGGUUAUUGAUAUUGUGCUAUCCACGGACAUGUCCAAGCACAUGAGUCUGCUGGCCGAUCUGAAGACAAUGGUGGAAACCAAAAAAGUGGCCGGCUCUGGAGUUUUGCUGCUGGACAACUACACCGAUCGUAUACAGGUGCUUGAGAAUCUGGUGCAUUGCGCUGAUCUAAGCAAUCCCACCAAACCGCUGCCGCUUUACAAGCGCUGGGUGGCCCUACUCAUGGAGGAGUUCUUCCUACAGGGCGACAAGGAGCGCGAGUCGGGCAUGGAUAUCAGUCCGAUGUGCGAUCGACACAAUGCCACCAUCGAGAAGUCGCAGGUGGGCUUCAUCGACUACAUUGUGCAUCCGCUCUGGGAGACCUGGGCCGAUUUAGUGCAUCCCGAUGCCCAGGACAUACUCGAUACGCUUGAAGAGAACAGAGACUACUACCAGAGCAUGAUACCGCCAUCGCCGCCACCAUCGGCGGCCGAUGAUUUGCCACAGGACGAGAAGAUACGCUUUCAAGUAACUCUGGAAGAGUCCGAUCAGGAGAACCUGGCCGAACUGGAGGAGGAGUGCGACGAUGAGAGCGAGGGCCGGGUCGAUGCCGGCUCCAGCACCACCACCGGCACCACCGCCACUGCGGCGAUGGGUGGCGGGUCGGGUGGGGGCGGCGGUGGAGGUGGCGUCGCUCCCAUAGCGGGUGACGUGCAAAAUCAAGCGCAACAAGGUGGAAUAUGACGGAGAGUCGCGGGAAUGUAUCGCAGAUUUACGGAAAAGGCUCAAAACCUUUUCCCACUACGUUAGUGACUAUUAUUAACAAACAAAAAACCUAUAAAAAAAAGAAAACCAAGAAAAAAAUCUUAUAAAAAAUACGAAAAAAAAAAAACAACAAACAACCUAACUAAAAACAAAAAAAAAACUAUUAAACAAAUGUUUAAAGCAUACAAAAAACCAAACAGCAAUAGCAAAAGUACCGUUUAACUUACAAAGCAUAGAAAAACGAAAAACAAAAAAGGAAAUUAGAAACUUACUUAAUGGAAAAACAAUGAGAUUGAUGUUGAAAACCCUGAAAAACACACACACAAACAAGCUAAAGAGAAAUACUAAAUCAAGAACCAGAAUAAGAUCAAGAUCAAAAGAAAUCUAAGCAAAUGCUGAGGAAGAUCUUAUAUAUUCUUAGCAAAACCAAAACCAAACGAAAAUCCAAGACAAAGCAAAAAGAACGAGAAGAAAAGAAGAGAAAACCAACUAACGCAAAUAAUACUAAGAUGAUACCAAAACUCCACCAGACCCGAGAACCCGAGACGCGAAUCCCCCAAGAUAUAGACGAUUUUUGUUGCAAAUGAUCAUUGUUAAGCAAAUCUGAACUACUUAAGCACUAAGCAUUAAACCCUCUGUUAAAUCUGCUGUUAAAUACGCAUUAGUCUAAUAAGUUCCCCGUCCCGCCCCCAAAAUUGUUCAAACUCUGCUCCUAUUUUAAACCAUUGACAAAACUGAACCCAGGCCAGGAAGGCACACACACAACCCCCCCUAGAACGCCUAGAUAUCCAUCCCCACCAGUACCGAGCAGAGCGGAACCGAAGAGAAUGGUACGGAAGCGGAAACGGAAACAAAAGCAGAAGUACAUUUAAGCAUAAGGGAAAGUUUUUAAGUUUUAAUGUUUUUGCAUGCCUGAAAAACGUUUAUUUUACUCGAUGAUUCUGUUGUUUGAUUACGUAAGCAGCGCAUAUUGAAAUGAUUUUAUGAUUUAGACAAAGCAAAAGAAGCAACCCACAAACUCACACAAAGCAAAACAAAACAAAAACAAAAA